CACAGCCCCUCCAGCCACGGCCUGGCGCUGCCGGCUGUUGGCGACGGCGGUCGCCGUUGUAGCCUCGUCUAAGCGGGUCCGCUCUGCCGUCUCCAUGGAGCAGAGGCUGGCCGAGUUCCGAGCUUCCCGCCGCGCCACUGGUGACAAGCCUCGUCCCGCAAACCCUUCAGGAAAGGCGGCGGAGGCGGCAACUACGGCUACGCAGGCGCAGGCCCCGUCGUCGCCUGAGGAAUCCAGAAGAGAAAGACCCAACAGCCAGGCUGUUACAUCCUCUCUGCCAUGGUGGACCCAUUACCUGCUCUUGAAUGUGACCUUUCUCAAGUUUCUUCUGUGGCUGGUCUUACUGGGACUCUUUGUGGAACUGGAAUUUGGUUUGCCGUAUUUUGUCCUUUCUAUGUUUUACUGGAUUUAUGUAGGAACACGUGGCCCUGAAGAAAGACAGACGGGAGAAAAAAGUGCUUAUUCUGUCUUUAAUCCAGGCUGCGAAGCUAUCGAUGGAACUCUUACAGCUGAACAGUUUGAGAGAGAAUUACAGUAUCGGCCCUUAGCUGAAAGAAAUCCAUGGUCAAGAGCAGAUUCAAGGUCACUGUACAGAGACGGUAGAAUCACAGUGAGCGGGUUGCUGGUGAGCACCAUAUGUAGCAGUCUUCACCACAAAUUAUGAAGCAACAACUUGAAGUCAGCUAACCUUAUGAACCCCUCUGUGCCCUGACCCUGGAAGAGGUGCACUGUGGAAGUGGGCACGCUUUCACUCGACCCGUUGCUGCCCGAGUUGGGCUUCUUGCUGGUGUUGGCACUGAGCCACCAGGUCUACUUCUGGAGGGAGCGCUGGCCUCCACUGGCCCUCCUCUUUCAUCAUCCCCUCCUAUGGGCUGUAACUCCCUAUCAUUUCCAUGGUCAGUAUUAUCUGUAUCCCUGUCUGCUCUUGGACUAAUCUCUUCUAUUGCCUUCCCCAGCUGAGUCCCAGGACCUAGAACCACCACUUACGGCUGCACAGUCUUACAAGCAGUUUCAUUUUCCAAAUCUAAAACAUUAAAAAUAGCAUAGUCAGCCUUCCACAAGCACACUGGAGGUUUGACAGUACAUAUGCAUGCACAACAAGACCUUAACAGAUUUUUUGCUUUUGUAGAGGAAUGUCAAAUUUUCCUCCCAUAUUGUUACCCUAGAGGAAAAUUCCUAAGCAAUUAAACAGUCUAUCAAGCUUGUCCUGGUGUCUUUACUCACAGAAGAUGACUGUCCAAUUCCAGAGUGUAAACACCCAGAGACUUUUGGCUGUGGGGUGGUACAUAGGUGAUGAUGAUGAUAAAUAUCCUUCACUUAUUGUAGAAUCCUGUAAGUAAAUUCCACUGUAUUCAAUGAGGAUUACCUCUGGACCAUAAGUUUAGAAUAUUGUUGUUUUAUCUAGAAAAACAAGUCAUGAAUCCUAUUAGUUUAUUGAACAGGAGCAUCUAAGGUUUAGGUAUUCAUUUGUGCAGAAGUAGGAUAAAUUUGCCAUGUAAUGUGACUGACUGGAUCUGCAUGUUAAACUUAGGCUGUGUUGCACAUCACUGCUUUUAGAAGUUAUGCAUAUACAGGCAUAGAUAGGUUUUAUGUUGUUAUCCCAAAGUCUGCCUACUCUGUUUUCAAUAUCAUCUUUGAUUAAAAACUGCACAAAUAAUUAUUCAUUGAUCACAAUAAUGUAUGCCUAUAAACAUUUGGGAUUAGAUCCAGAAUAAUUCCUUCAGUGGAAGAAUACUGCUGAUGGAAUGGAACUUCUGUAUCCUAGAAGGAGAGGGCAUGGAAGUCCUAUUCUGCUAGAGGUAUCCUAAUGGCAGAAGGAAAUUCCAGAUCCAAAUCUUUUGUACUAUUUCCUACAAUGAGGAUGGUUACUGGAAUAAGAUUUACACAGUAUAAUUGGCAGAAAUUAUGCACAUGUAAUUUUUAAGCAUAGGGAAAGUGGCUUGGAGCAACUGAAACUGGCUAUAUGAUGGGCCCCAUCCACAGUUUAAUAGUUUAAGGCUGCUAGUCCCCUACAUACCUGGAAUUAGGCCACAUUGAACUCAGUGGGUACUACUUCUCAGUAAGCAUGUAUAGAUCAAACUGUGAAUCUGUGGCAGUCAUAGUUACAGUGCUUGGCGUUUAGGAGUCUUGUCAAGGAUGAUCAGAACCAAUUGGUUCUGCUUCUGACACUGUAGCUUCCACUUCAGGUUUCUUAUUUUGAAUUCCACUGAACCUUCUAUAUCCAUUUGAGAUCACUCAGGUUAUGCUGUCAUACAGGAAUAUAGUGGCUCUAGUAGCCUUUAGCAUCUGCUUUUGUUGUAGAUCACACUAGGCACAGGCCAAAAUUUUUUGUGCUACUGUGAUACGUAACAUAGCAUUGCAAUAUCAGAGGAGGAUUUAACAAAUGCCCAGCAUGGCUUACAUUAGGAAAGGUUUACCUCAUGUUGUAGGGUACAUGUGGUAUAGAGAAAUUUAUUGCACCAGUAAGAUAAAGUGCUCAAUGUACAAACACAUGCCACAUAAAACACAGAGGUUUUCUGGAGCUACAGCAGAAUCUGUCAAAUUAUGGUAAACCUAGCUUCUAGUCCAGAGCUGCUACAAGCCAGCUCAAGUCUAUUGCCAAAUUCUGCUUUGAGAAUAAUUCAGGAGUACAUCUAUUUCCUGUCACUUUAUCAGAAAGAUUUUUAAAGCAACUUUAUUAUGCAAGUUUGAUAGAUAAAAUGCUUUUCAAAUCAGCAACAGCUUAAAAUGUAAGUUCUGAUAAACAAAUUUUCUUAAUAUGCUAGUGAAUAUUCUAGGAAUGACUGGCACCUUGAA
Molecule: messenger RNA, 2796 nt
Organism: Varanus komodoensis (Komodo dragon)
Lineage: Eukaryota; Metazoa; Chordata; Lepidosauria; Squamata; Varanidae
Gene: SAYSD1
Product: SAYSVFN motif domain containing 1
Exons: 5
Coding region: 95-664 (189 amino acids)
Source: RefSeq, a predicted model, not a curated record